Molecule: messenger RNA, 7648 nt
Organism: Geodia barretti
Lineage: Eukaryota; Metazoa; Porifera; Demospongiae; Tetractinellida; Geodiidae
Source: the annotation of a GenBank genome assembly
UUCUGGUGCGCAUCAAAAGGAAUCGACAAAGUUUGCCGCACUUUCCAGUCCCCCCGCCAGUGUCCUGCAGCGCGUAGAGAGACGUACAUGGUCGAGGAUGAGUGGGCCAGUCAGAGAUGUGAAGGAUUUUUGGUUCAAGCAAUUACGCAAAGUUGAGUUUGGGGAUCCAGGCGUUCCCGGCGAUGCUCGUGUGUCUCUGCUGGCUUGCUCGUCUCUGCACGGCCUGACGUUUGUGGCUACCCGCAUUGGACUGUGUGUCUUUGAGACAGCGGUGCUGGAUGAGGUGAACAAGACUGCCGGCGGUCCCCAGAGCUCCCACGUGGACGCGUCACUGCUGAAGGCCAAAGAGUUUCGCACACCAUCCCUGCCCCUCCACCUCUCCCUUUCCUGUGACUCACUCACUCUCUGCCUGGCCUGGAGAGAUGACUCCAGAAUAUCUCUCAACUUCUUUGAUGUCAGAGCAGUCGUCCAGGCCACUAGCUCAUCGCUGCAGCCAUUCUGCAGUAUAGUCCCAAACACUAUGCAAGGAGCUGGUCUGUGUGGACUGAAGUGGAACCCCACAUCUCCAGACCUGUUAGCCGUCUCUCUCUCUUCCGGGGGAGUCUAUGUACUGGAGGUCAAGGAAGACGUGAAGGUUCUUGCCAGCAAGACUGACAUGGGGGCCACCUCUUGUGAGCUAUGUAACUAUACCUUGUCUCCUUUUGUUGAGAUUGCAUGUAUAGUUUCAACUUUGUGGUUGUGUGCCUUUUCCACUACCCAAGUGUAGUUUUUGCGAGAGGCUAGGAGUAAAAUCACACAGUGCAUUCUCAGCCUCUCCGCCUCUCUUUCUCUGCUGCCUCUCAGUGUGCUGGAGUCCAAAGGGUAAGCAGCUGGCACUGGGACUGAAGAAUGGCAGUGUUGUUCAGUACAACCACAAGACUAGUACACAGAAGUGCCAUGCCUGUCCUGACGCCUUUGGCGGAGAACCCCAGCAAGUUGCUGACCUUCACUGGGUAUCCACGUUCCUGUUUGCUGUUGUCUUCACCCCGGUCUCUGGGUCUGGAGCCCCCUCCUCUCUCUUCCUGUCCACCCCGAAAGAUGGCCCCGUGGCAUGGACCAACUUUGAGGAUGUCUACUAUGGCGGCAGUAACAGAUCUUACCACUUUUACUUCACAUACCUCUCUCCAUGGAACCUGAUGAUGACAUCAUCGGCGAAUAGCAUGGAGACAGUGGUGUUCAGCCAGUUUGGCAGCGGAGGGGCUGACUGGGAGCAGUGGGAGCUAGACGACACCGGCAGGGCUGAGAUACCACUCAAAGAUGGAGAGGACACCCAUGUGGCAGGCAUGGGGCUCAGUCUCUGCUCCACCUGCGAUGUCCAAAUAGACGACAACCUUGCCAUUCCUCCCUCUCCCCUUCUCCUCCUCUACUCGACUGCCGGCGUCCUCUGCCCUUUCUGGCUGGUCCACCGAGACCAGCAGGCUGCGGUUGUGACUCCGCCCACCCCACUGCCAUCUGGUCCACCACGUCUAGCGACACAGCCCCAGCUGCAGUCGGUGGCUCCUGGAACUCAAUUCACUGCUGGAGCCAUUCUGGCCUCAUCUGCUGCCCCAGUCUCCUCUCAGACUCUGCCUGCCACUCCAGCUCCCACCACUGCCUUCCCCCAGCAAGCCCAGUCAACGCCAUUUGGUCAAACAGUUUUUCGACUCCCACCCCCUGCCAGUGGUCAAACACCUAUCACUAGUUCGGUUCGACCCCCACCCCCUGCCAGUACCAUUGCUUUUAGUCAAACACCUACCACUGGUUCGGUUCGACCCCCAGCCCCUGCCGGUACGACUCCAUUUGGUCAAACACCUACCACUGGUUCAGUGUGGCCCCCAGCCCCUGCCAGUACGACUCCAUUUGGUCAAACGCCUACCACUGGUUCAAUUCGACCCCCAGCCCCUGCCAGUACGACUCCAUUUGGUCAAACACCUACCACUAGUUCAAUUCGACCCCCAGCCCCUGCCGGUACGAUUCCAUUUGGUCAAACGCCUACCACUGGUUCAAUUCGACCCCCAGCCCCUGCCAGUACGACUCCAUUUGGUCAAACGCCUACCACUAGUUCAAUUCGACCCCCAGCCCCUGCCAGUACGACUCCAUUUGGUCAAACGCCUACCACUGGUUCAAUUCGACCCCCAGCCCCUGCCAGUACGACUCCAUUUGGUCAAACGCCUACCACUGGUUCAAUUCGACCCCCAGCCCCUGGCAGUACGACUCCAUUUGGUCAAACGCCUACCAUUGGUUCAAUUCGACCCCCAGCCCCUGCCAGUACGACUCCAUUUGGUCAAACGGCUACCAUUGGUUCAAUUCGACCCCCAGCCCCUGCUGGUACGGUUCCAUUUGGUCAAACACCUACCACUGGUUCAAUUCGACUCCCAGCCCCUGCCAGUACGACUCCACUCGGACCAUCAGAUACUUCCAAAAGGAGUUCACUAGGUGUCACAGUGAGACCGGUGCACCCUACAUCUCAGCAGCAACCAGUGUCGGCUCCUGGGACGGUGAGACCUCCUCAACCCACUGCGCACCAGACUUUGCCUCCUGUCUCAGUUACUACUUCUGCUGUACCGCACCUCUCACCUCCUCCUCUUCCUCCCUCAUCCAAAGCCUCUGCCUCAGUGCGCCAGUCAAAGGAUGAUUCUAGGCAGCUGGAGGCUACCUUUUCUGCUCACAUUAGAGAGGAGAUUGACAGGUUUGUGAUGGAACUGGAGGAUUUCAAGGAGAGCGUGGAGGGUGUUCUGGGGGAGGGGUGGGAGGAGGGAGAGAGGGAAAGGGGAGAGGUGGCAGGGCUCGGGAGUGUGCGAGAUGCAGUGGAGGUGAGGGAGGAAGAGGAGGAAGUGGAGAGAGAUGUCCAGGCAGCUGUCAACUGUGUGAAGGAGCUGGCUGAGACGUGUGACCAGCUCAGAGACGAGGUUCUCAGAGGACUGGAGCUGAGUGAGAAGGCCAGGGUGAGUGUGAGGAGGAGAGGAGACAUGGAGCAUGCCUUGCGGCAGAAGGUACGACCGUUGGAUCCCACGAACACCAAGAAACUCAACGACAUUCGUGAGCUCUUUCUGAGAGUGGAUCAGAAGACAGGGGAGGUGAACGGUCAGCUGGAUGCUGAGAUACAGAAGAGGAGAAUGGACUCUCUGCGGGGAGGAAGGUCUGUGCUGAGACCUCCAUCCAUACAGACUGUCUAUGCCAGUCUUAGAGACCACAACAAGAUUAUCAAACUCCAGGAGGAGAGAGCAGCUCAAGUGGUGAGGGACGUGAAGAGGCUGCGGUUCAUUCCAAUGUCAUGGACCCCAGACCAGUGCAGACUCCCUCCACCAGCCAUGCCGACACAACGGCUGACAGAGCAGGGGGGACAUGGAGGGGAAGGGAGAAAAGAUGGAGGUCCUCAACCGGAGAAACUGGAAAAGCUGAGGGAGUACCUGAUGAACAUUGAGAAGACUCCAGUGAGGAGAGUGGGGGCAAGACCACUGCCGUCUGCCACUCCAUCAGUUCUCUCAGUCCAGUCCUCUGGCCGAUCUUCUCCUGCCAGCUCCAUUCCUCACUACCUUGUGUCCGGGAGCAAGCCACAUCUCUAUGAGAAGACCAGGAGCUCCUUGGCUCAUGUGUCAGCCCUGACCCCCCAGGACUCCAGCACAUAUCUCGACUCACAGCCUACACCUGAGACUUCCCGCUCCCCUCCUCCCUCCCCUUCUCCUCAUCCCCCCUCUCUUUCCCCUCAGUCUAUUGCCCCUGCCUCACUUCCACCUCCGUCUUUUGCACCACCUCCUUCUGUAAGCUUUAGCAGUGGCAACACCAUCUCAUGGGGAGUUCCUACCACUGCUGGAGGGGGUGUGGUCAGCUCAGGCCUGAGCGGGGCAGAAGGUCAAGUUAACCUCUCUUCCACCUCGAAACCCGGUGACAGUGGCAGUGGAGUCGUCAUGCCGUUUCCUCUCUCCCUCCUGUCUUCUUCCUCACACCCACCGCCAUCAUCCAGACCAGUGAUCUCUGCCCAAACCCCAGCUGGAAGAUCACCUUUUGCCUCCACACCUCUCACCUCCCAGACUGUGGCGCCUUCACUGUUCAAACCUUCUCUGGCUCACUCUCCUAAGGAAACAGCUCUCUUACUUGGAUAUUCUGGUCAACCCAGCACCAAGCCUCAGGGAACUGUCUUUUCACUUGGAUCUCCUGGUCAACCCAGCACCAAGCCUUUUCCUUCAUCUGCGACUGGUGGAGGCCCUGUCUCUUUUUCUUCCCCAUUCGUGUUUGGAGCCACUUCACAGAGCAGCAUUUUGUCCCUCUCCCAGGUAGCAGGAGGACCAACAUUUUCACCCUCCACCACUUCCUCCAGUCAGCUAAACCAGAGUGUUGGUAGCUCUGUGUCUCCUAACCCUCUGCCCAGCGUUGUUAGUUUCUCUCAGACUGGUGUUGGUAGCAGUCGGAGCAGUGGAAUAGGCACACCUACUACAGUUACUUUACCAGCUCAGUCUUUUGCAUUAGGCUUCAAUACCAGCCAUGCAGUGGUGUCUACCUCACCAUCUUUGGCUACUUUGGCAUCUUCUAAACCACCAGUGUCCACUGUGGUAUCGUCCGCACCACCAGUGUCCACUGUGGUAUCGUCCGCACCACCAGUGUCCACUGUGGUAUCGUCCGCACCUCCAGUGUCCACUGUGGUAUCGUCCACACCACCAGUGUCCACUGUGGUAUCGUCCACAACACCAGUGUCCACUGUGGUAUCGUCCAAACAACCAUUGACUGUGACUAAACUGCCAUUGUUGUCUGGCACACCAUCGGUACCUCCUACAGUAUCUUCCACACCAUCUCAGACUGGUGUUAUGUCGACUGCUCCACUGCCAGCUGGUGAUGGGGACUCCACACCACAGACAACUACGCUGACAUUGACUAAUGCAUCAACCACUCCCUCAGUGGCUCGUGCGGUUCCUCCUGCAACAGUUACCUCUGUUUCCCUACCAUCUGGCCAUCCACAGACCUCCACAGGCACAGACGAGAUUGAAGAUGACAUGGAUCAAGCUGAUGUGGUGUCUCAGUCCCUGGCCCCUGUGUCCUCAGUAGGUGGUGGAGGGUUUUUUGGAGGACUCGGUAGUCUGGGUUUGGGAGGAACACCACGAUCCUCGACUACUGCCAAUCCUUUCGGCUCCUUUACCUCAGGUGUGGAUAGCACUACUCGUGUGAGCUCUGCACAGCUGUUUUCGGGAACUGGAGGACUUGUAACUUCCACUGGUGUUCUGGGAGGCAGUCCAAUUGGCGGUCUUGGAAUUGGCUCACCUGGUGGUUCUGGAAAAGCCCCAUUUACUCUGGGUUCACAACCUCAGUUUGGCCAGGGUCCAAAGUUUGGCCAGGGGUCUGUGUUUGGAGGUGGUGGACCUAGUCUUGGUGGACCUUCCUUAAACCUUGGAGGAAGGUUUGCUUCUGCAGCUGCAAGGAUGGAGGACAUUUCAUUUGGAGCACUAGCCGGCCAAGGAAGUGGUGGGUUUGGCAGUCACCAAGACCUUGGUUUUAGCUCUGGGCCUAGCUUUCCUCCCAGUUCAAUGUCAGGAUCCUCGUUUUCAGGCUGGAGGCAAUGAACAAUGCUAGUGUUACGUAAUAUCUGUAUGCGCAUGCGCGUACACCUAUUUUUCGCGCGUCGGAGUCAUGGCUACCGACCGCGCAUGCAGUCGAUCCCGCGCGGCGGAUGAGCUCGCCAACAAAUUAUGGUAAAGACAAGAACGAUGAUAGCCCACGUGAUUCUUGGGAUAUUAUUGUUUUUUGAGGGGCUGAGUAAAAAAGAGAGUUGUCGCCGCAAGGUUUUGUAUGUUGAUGAAGUAACCCAGGAUUCUGCUGUUUUGUACUGGAGAAGUGAAAGAGCAGGAGAGUCCAAGGUUGUGUGUGCUGGAAUCAGGCAGUACAUGACUCCACUUGGAACAAGAGAAGUGGACCUGGACACUGUGACUCAGUUUCUACCACGAGCAGUUGACAGAGCAUUCCUCAACCAUUUGAAGCCCAACUUCAACUAUUCUUGUUUGGUUCUAGCUAAAGAAAAGACACGCCCACUGCUUUUCUCUACUCAAUAUGCUGCCCCCGAGUCCCCAGAACAACCAGUUGUUUUGUAUGAAAAUGAUGGCAAGCAGAUAGACAUACAACUGUUCCCAACCUCUACAAAAUACGGACCAAUAGAUGGGUACGAGGUCCAGUUCCACAUCAUUGAUGGCCAUACUCUCCACAGCCAUGGCCAGCUGGACCUGCCAGAAGAGAUCACAAGACCCAGAGGACUUCUGGCCACUGUUGAGGCAGCACACUCAUCCACACACCCCGUCCCCUUCUGCCUAGUCUUCAGGAACAGCAGUAGUCUUCCUGCCAGCAUCACUGUCAGCAGGGAUCCACUGCAAGGGGCAGUUCGCAGUGGCACUACAUAUUCUGUCAUCACUGUAGCCUACACUGAGGAGGGACCAGGCCAAAUAUUGUUGUACUCUUUGAGCCCUCCAUCAGAUGCUUUCUCCACACCUGAGGAGCUCCAGUCACCUGCAGUCUCUGGUACUCUGGUAUGGCUUGAGAGGCACCUGCUCAAAUGGAGUAUGUCAGUGGGUGUGGCCAGCUCAAACAUCAUCCUCUUCUAUUUCUUGCUUGUUGGCUGUUGUGUUGCCCCUUUGGGGAGAAGAAAAUGGAGACAGUGGAAAAACAUGUCAUUGGCUAACCCUGAAGAUGAGAGAUCAUUUGUUUGUGUCAAGGAAGAUGAACCACCAAGUGCUACCGUAGCCACUGUCUCCAACAAUGCUGUAUGCUUCACAGAGCAAUCUCACGGAGGACCAGGAGUGGAGGUGCCAGCAUGUGGUAGUGAGAGAGAGGAGAUGACAAUGGACAUGGCAAUGAAAGGAUCCGUUGCUGGAGAAAUACCGACGCCGCAUGCUUCAGAUCAGCAGGGAGAGCCUCCUACUGAGAGCUCCACAAAUCCACGUUCAAGCAGAGGCCAGUGUUCAUCUGGUGGUGAAGAACCAGGAACAAAGGGUUUCAGGGGAGUGAUGAGCAGAGGUAGUGAGCCACUAGUGCCCCAUGGCAGUGGUGUUGGGAUCGUCCAGUCUGUGGAGCAGUCAGCAGAGGCAUCUGGGAGCAGUCUGGUGUUUUAUCCACGUGGUCUGUCACGUGGCUCCCUCUCUCAGGUCACAUCUACUGCAGCUGACAUGGCUCCAGACUUGGAAAUGGAUUUGUAUGGCAUUUCGUACUCGCUAGAUGACAACUGAUCAAUCAGAGUCACCUAUUGGAACUAUUGCAGCCAACAUCGCUGCAUUUGAUUACUGUAAUUGAUCAAAUACAAGUAAUUAUAACCAUCAAAAUGAUAUCAUGGGAUGAAUGCCAAUGUAUAUCACAAAGUUAUUGUGUUUGGCAGUGUUGGUUGCAUUGUUUCGGCAUUGGUAAAAGAUGAACACUAUAGUCAGUGUUGUUGAGGAGCUUGGUGAGACCUUGUUCGAUGCCAGACUGACUCAUCCAGCCAGCUCUGUUCAGGCCGAGAGCAUGACCGACGGCACUCUCGGUGGAGCUGUGGGCACUGUUCACCAGCUGGUAAGUAGAGACUAGCACGCGGAGUUUCUUGAUCUGAGCCAUCGGGAUGGAGUGUGAGCUGUAGCAUGUCACCGUCUCACUGCUGCUGUUGAACUGAAUGCCCAAAGAC